CACAGCCCAAGUUGAGCCCCUGCUCUCGCAUGCAACAGGAUUAUCCGAUGCCGGCCCACCACGUGCCACCAAAGCACAAUUCUCCUUCAUCGUCCACUCGAGACCUAGCUGGCCAGAGCAAAAGGGCGAGGGAUCUCUCCAUGGUCGGACGAGCUCUGCUCUCCUGUCAGAGCGGUCUCUACGUCGCCGCUCCACUCUCCUCCAUCCGCGUCGGCACCAGAUGCCUAGCGGAUUCCCUGCCCCUCCUCCGCCGAUGCCCGGCGGCGCCCUUCUCGUCCUCUACUCGCUGCCGGAGCCACAUCCGGACCGAGGCGGUGGAGGCGAAGAAGCCCGCAAAGGCGGAGCCUUUCGUCAUCACGACCCCUCUUUACUACGUGAACGCCCCUCCCCACAUGGGCAGCGCCUAUACCACCAUCGCCGCCGAUGCCAUUGCCCGGUUUCAGAGGCUGCUAGAGAACAGAGUUAUAUUCAUCACAGGGACAGAUGAGCAUGGAGAGAAAAUUGCUGCAGCCGCAGAGGCUAGUGGCAACAGCCCCAGCGAGCACUGUGACACUGUUUCACAAGCCUACCGGAUGCUCUGGAAAGAUCUGGACAUAGCAUAUGACAAGUUCAUUCGCACUACUGAUUCAAGGCAUGAAGCGGUCGUGAACGAGUUCUAUUCUAGAGUGCUCAAUAAUGGUGAUAUAUACCAAGCUGACUAUGAGGGGCUCUACUGUGUGAACUGUGAAGAGUACAAGGAUGAGAAAGAAUUGCUGGAAAACAAUUGCUGUCCCAUGCAUCUAAAGCCUUGUGUACUACGAAAGGAGGAAAACUACUUUUUUGCUCUAUCAAAGUAUCAAAAAAUGCUGGAACAGUUUUUAAUACAUAAUCCAGAUUUUGUGAAGCCUUCAUUUCGCUUGAAUGAGGUGCAAAGCUGGAUUCAGAGUGGGCUGAAAGAUUUCUCUAUUUCCCGCUCAUCUGUAGAGUGGGGCAUACCUGUGCCAAAUGACACUAGACAAACUAUUUAUGUCUGGUUUGAUGCUUUGUUGGGGUACAUUUCAGCAUUAUUACAGGAUGGAGAGAAACCAACUUUACAACAAGCUAUUAGUUCUGGUUGGCCUGCUUCAUUACACUUAAUAGGCAAGGACAUCUUGCGAUUUCAUGCAGUUUAUUGGCCAGCGAUGUUAAUGUCAGCAGGAUUAAGUCCUCCAGACAUCAUCUUUGGUCAUGGAUUCUUGACAAAGGAUGGUUUGAAGAUGGGGAAAUCAUUGGGAAAUACUCUUGACCCAAAGGAUCUGGUGGAUGGAUUUGGAGCUGAUGCUGUCAGGUACUUCUUCCUGCGAGAAGUGGAAUUUGGGAAUGAUGGGGACUAUUCAGAGGACCGUUUCAUAAACAUAGUCAAUGCACAUCUUGCAAAUACAAUUGGAAACCUUCUCAAUCGCACACUUGGACUUUUGAAGAGGAACUGCCAGUCCACAUUGGCUUAUGAUUCUAGUACUGCAGUGGAAGGAAAUCCAUUCAAAGAUACUGUAGAAAAGUUGGUCGAGAAGGCAAGAUACCAUUAUGAGAAUCUCUCUUUAUCAUCUGCUUGUGAAUCAGUGUUAGAUAUUGGUAAUGCUGGUAAUUCAUAUAUGGAUGAACGUUCUCCAUGGUCUGGUUUUAAGCAAGGGGGUGCUAGUUCUGAUAUGGCUGCAAAGGACCUUGUAAUUAUAUUGGAGGCAAUGAGGAUUAUUGCAAUUGCUUUAUGUCCAAUCACACCAAGCCUAUGUUUGAGAAUAUACACACAACUUGGGUUUUCAGAGGAUCAGUUUGAAGCAGUGACCUGGAGUGAUACCAAAUGGGGAGGGAUGAAAGCAGGUCAGAAAAUGGCAGAUCCUAAGCCAGUCUUUGCAAGGAUUGAAAAUAGGAAGGAAGGGGAAGAUGAAACUAAAGUGCUUCACAAGGUGGUCAAGGAUAAGAAGAAAACUUCUCGCAGUCAAGGGCUUGUAGGGACUUAAAAUUUAGCACUUUCUACCAUGGCUGCUAGGCUUUUUGGUCACUGCAGAGAAGGCACAUGACCUACAAGGUUUGCUUAUAUAUGAUUGCCUCAGGCUGAGCAGUUCUAAGACCCUGUAUUGAGCUUUUGUUGCUAAUUGUAUGACAAUUGCCUCUGGUUCCUGCUAAUAAUUCUUUUGGAGAACUUUGUUGCAAUACUGUGUAAAAUUGUCUCUCAAGUGUUAUUUCAAUAGUCUUCAGUAUCUCCCAAGUCAAAAACCUGUUGAACUUGGAGGAAACAGGAGAACCUCCUGUGUUUUCCUUCACAAAGUAUCUCAAAGAAUUGCAUGAACUAUCUGCA
Messenger RNA from Elaeis guineensis (African oil palm), 2314 nucleotides. Its product is annotated as methionine--tRNA ligase, chloroplastic/mitochondrial. Gene Ontology annotation, molecular function: methionine-tRNA ligase activity; ATP binding. The record is from RefSeq and is a predicted model, not a curated record. Gene Ontology annotation, cellular component: mitochondrion; chloroplast stroma. Gene Ontology annotation, biological process: methionyl-tRNA aminoacylation. NCBI's taxonomy places the organism in Eukaryota, Viridiplantae, Streptophyta, Magnoliopsida, Arecales, Arecaceae.